GCAUCCAUACAUUUUCAAACACAGUUUAUCGCUUCCUUCUUUUUCUCUGUAUAUUUAAAUAACACACUUGAACCUCCGAAACCAUUAGCACCUACAAAACAAUAUAAUCUCAGAAAAGAGAGAGGAUGAGCUCAUCCUAUUUACGAGUAAUAUUACUCUUAGGUGCCCUUAAUGUCGUUGUUUCCUUAUCAAUAACCAAGUCAUUAAUAACCAAAUCUGCAACCCUCGGUCAGGUGUUCCGAAUCUGUAAGAAUUUGUGUCCGGGAUGUGACCACGACUCCUUGCAGUUCUUGUUCCGACACAACCUGGUCCGUGCCGCAAGAUUCGAACCUCCUUUGAUAUGGGACCGCAGACUCCAGAACUACGCCCAAGGGUGGGCUAAUCAAAGAAGGGGAGAUUGUGCUUUGAGACACUCUUUCUCGAACGGAGAGUUUAAUCUCGGCGAGAACAUCUACUGGGGAUACGGCGCCAACUGGUCUCCGGCCGAUGCGGUGGUUGCAUGGGCCAGCGAGAAGAGGUUUUAUCAUUACGGCUCCAACACGUGCGACCCUGGUCAGAUGUGUGGCCAUUACACACAGAUUGUGUGGAAGAACACGAGGAGGGUCGGGUGUGCACGUGUUGUGUGCAACAAUGGUGGAAUCUUCAUGACUUGCAACUAUGAUCCUCCCGGCAACUACAUCGGCCAGAAACCCUAUUAAUUGAUCAUCAUUUAUCUAUUAAUUAAAAAUUCUCCAAAUUAGUCAUUUUAUUUUUUAGAAAUUAUGAUGACUUUUUAAAGGAGAUUAGGUGGGUGUAUUUGUGUAUUUUACUAGAAAAUAGAUGUAUGGGUGGGGUUUAUGAUACUGAUUAUGUAUCUUGAUUACUUUAAUUGAUGGUUGUAAUUGCAUUAACGGUUAUUUAUAUAUCCGUAAGAAUGCCCAGUAUACAAGAAUAUAUAAAAUAUGAAAAAUGAUAUGAUUUUUGUAAGAAAUUCCAAGUACAAACGGAAAA
Messenger RNA from Arabidopsis lyrata subsp. lyrata, 990 nucleotides. RefSeq names its product pathogenesis-related protein PR-1. Gene Ontology annotation, cellular component: extracellular region. The coding region runs from base 126 to 698 and encodes 190 amino acids. Lineage: Eukaryota; Viridiplantae; Streptophyta; Magnoliopsida; Brassicales; Brassicaceae. The record is from RefSeq and is a predicted model, not a curated record. The transcript has a single exon.